AUGCUUUCCAUCAGAUCUUUGGACAAAAUUGUUUUGAUAAUUGUCCUCUGCAGUUUACACACAGAGGCGAGACCAAUGAGAAAGAGGUCCAUCAGUGAGGUCCAGCUCAUGCAUAACGUGGGAGUACACAAGCAGGUGGGGGAGAGACAAGACUGGCUUCAGCUGAAGUUAAAGGAUAUAAUUGCAGCCUCACACGCCAAAGCACAACAACAUGGACAAUCAGGGAAGAUCCGGAGUCUGCUUCCUGAUGAUCUCACAGGACUGAGCCUGUAUACAAGUUAA
Messenger RNA from Oncorhynchus keta (chum salmon), 282 nucleotides. RefSeq names its product parathyroid hormone. Gene Ontology annotation, biological process: intracellular calcium ion homeostasis. NCBI's taxonomy places the organism in Eukaryota, Metazoa, Chordata, Actinopteri, Salmoniformes, Salmonidae. The record is from RefSeq and is a predicted model, not a curated record. The transcript is spliced from 2 exons. Gene Ontology annotation, cellular component: extracellular region. Gene Ontology annotation, molecular function: hormone activity. The coding region runs from base 1 to 282 and encodes 93 amino acids.